This is a messenger RNA of Brassica oleracea var. oleracea, 1722 nucleotides long. Its product is annotated as probable E3 ubiquitin-protein ligase ARI16. The coding region runs from base 101 to 1558 and encodes 485 amino acids. Gene Ontology annotation, molecular function: zinc ion binding; ubiquitin conjugating enzyme binding; ubiquitin protein ligase activity. Gene Ontology annotation, biological process: positive regulation of proteasomal ubiquitin-dependent protein catabolic process; protein polyubiquitination; ubiquitin-dependent protein catabolic process. Gene Ontology annotation, cellular component: cytoplasm; ubiquitin ligase complex. The transcript has 2 exons. NCBI's taxonomy places the organism in Eukaryota, Viridiplantae, Streptophyta, Magnoliopsida, Brassicales, Brassicaceae. The record is from RefSeq and is a predicted model, not a curated record.
UCAUCAGCACUAUCAAUCACCAUUCCUCAGAGAUUUUGUUAUAACUUGUUCCGCAAGCUACUAAAACCCUAUUCUUCCUCAUCGACCCGCAGCAAAAGCCAUGAACUACAAUGGGCGAAGACUCUACUCCGUUCAUACGAGAGAGGAGAUUCGUGAGAAGAUGAUGAAGGAAGUAGUUCAGAUCUCGCAAGUGUUCUCUCUGUCGCUGUCUGAUGCAACCGUGAUCCUAGUCCAUCUAUGUUGGAACUUGUGCAAGGCUUCAGAUCGUUUGGUAGACGACAAGGAGAAGUUUCUGUCGGAAUUAGGUUUGGUUGGAUCUUCUGAUGAAGAUCUUGAGGUGGCCGGUGAAGGAGAUGACAAUCUCGUGUCCACGCCUUUUUGCUCACAUAAGUUCUCUAGAGAUUUCUGGAGAGAUUAUCUCAGCAAAACUCUAAAGAAGAAGGAGGACGAGAGAGUACUAUUGAUCUCUUGCUUGAGCCAAGACUGUCACGCGUCCGUUGGACCAGCCACGGUCGAGAAACUCGGAGAGCCAGUGAAGGAGAUGUACGAGAGCUACCUUCUAGCAUCUUUUAUGGAGAGCAACAAAGAAACAAUCAAACGGUGUCCUGACUGCGAAGACUACGCCAUCCAGCGUUGUCAUGAGGAUCCAUCAUCAGAAGAUUCUGGUGUGGUGUGUUUGUGCGGUCACAGAUUCUGUUGGAGUUGCCAGGUCGAGCCACACCGACCGGUGACUUGCAACAAUGCUUCCUUUUGGUUGAAUGAACUAUUGUAUAAAUCAAGAAACCUUGCGCGGAUCGGUAAAAGGAUCAAACAUUGUCCUGAAUGCUACAGACUCGUGGAAAAUCACGACGGUGUAUGGAAGUGUACCGACUGCUCCGUUUCCCAACCAAGCAAUGACUCGGCUCUAAUACGUCACAUGACACUAUGGGAGACAAGUGAUGGCGCACUGCAGAGAUCUAAAUGGGAUCUUGAAGCCGUUGAGGAAAAAAUAAUGGAUGCUAAUUGUUCAAGAGAGCUAGACGUUAAGGCUCUAAGAGAAGCAUGGAUGCUGACUGUUCAAUGCAGACUUGUGCUGAAAUGGAGCUGCGUGUUUGGUUAUCUCAUAAGUGAUUACCAUAGCGCCAAGAAGCAGUACCUUGAUUACCUUCGGGAGAAAGCUACUGCAAAUCUUUCUAAGCAUAAAGAGACUCUAGAUGAGGUGACGGGUGGAGUCAUCACAGGUGGUGGAGGUAUCACUGCCUUUAGGCAGAAGUUGGGAGACACAACAGCAACAACUGGCAACUACUUCCGUUUCUUUGUAAAGACUCUUGAAGAUGGUUUGUGUGAUGUUAAGGUUGAUGCUUAUGAGGAUGUAACCACUGAUUACUGGUUCUGCGAUCGAUGCACGUUUCAGAACGACUCUUGUGAUCAAGAGUGUAGGAUGUGUGUUUUCUCUUUCGAGUCUCCUCCUCAUGUGGCUCUAUGUAACAGCAACAGUAGUGCAAGUAGUUCCCAUCAACAACAACAAGUCCCAAACGUGCCCAAUAAUCCAAUGGCAAGUCAAGGAGGAACCAAAUAAGUGAUAGUGAUAUUGUUUUUUUUUCUGGUUUAAUUUGGAUUGUCUUUUGUUUUUUUUUUUUUUUCAUUUGGGGUUUAAGUCUUCAGAGUCACAUUUGUGUUUCCUUAUUACAUAACACUUGAUAAUUAAGUUUGUUUGUUUAAGUUUUGGAUAAACUUUGUUGA